CACCUGUAAUGAAGGUGAGGGGCGGAAGACUCAUCGACCUGAAGUCUACGGUGGACUCGGCCGUGAAGAGCUGCCCGACUGUCCGACACGUCUUCGUCUCUCAGAGGACAGAAAACCCUGCUGCGAUGGGACAGCUGGACGUCCCCCUGGAGGAGGUGAUGUCCUCUGCGUCCCCUGUUUGUCGUGCGGAGCCUCUGGACAGUGAAGAUCUUCUGUUUCUUCUCUACACAUCAGGAAGUACGGGGAAACCUAAAGGCAUCGUCCACACACAGGCUGGAUACCUGCUGUACGCCGCGCUCACACACCAGUACGUGUUUGACUACCGGGAUGGAGACGUGUUCGGCUGUGUGGCGGACGUCGGCUGGAUAACGGGGCACAGCUACGUGGUGUAUGGACCGCUGUGCAAUGGCGCCACCACCGUCCUGUUUGAGAGCACACCUGUUUAUCCAGACCCAGGCAGGUACUGGGAGACUGUCCAGCGCCUGAGAAUCAGUCAGUUCUACGGAGCUCCGACGGCCCUGCGGCUGCUGCUGAAGUACGACGACAGCUGGGUGAAGAAGUACGACCGCUCGUCUCUGCGGACGCUCGGAUCAGUGGGAGAACCCAUCAACCACGAGGCCUGGCACUGGUUCCACAGUGUGGUUGGAGAUGGACGGUGUCCUUUAGUGGACACCUGGUGGCAGACAGAGACGGGUGGAGUCUGCAUCGCCCCUCGUCCUGCAGAGGAAGGAGCUCCGAUCAUCCCAGCGAUGGCGAUGAGGCCGUUCUUUGGCAUCCAGCCGGUUCUCAUGGGACAGAAGGGUGAACCCCUCUCCGGUAACUCCGUCAGCGGCGCUCUGUGCAUCAGCCAGCCGUGGCCUGGGAUGGCUCGCACCAUCUACGGAGACCACCAGAGAUUCGUCGACGCGUAUUUCAAACCGUAUCCUGGUUGUUACUUCACUGGAGACGGAGCGCACCGGUCAGAGGACGGCUACUACCAGAUAACCGGCCGGAUGGACGACGUCAUCAACGUGAGCGGUCACCGUCUCGGGACGGCAGAGAUCGAGGACGUUCUGGACGAACAUCCAGCUGUUCCAGAGACGGCUGUGAUCGGAGUCCUGCAUGACAUCAAGGGAGAAGUGCCGUUUGCCUUCGUGGUUUUGAAGGAGGAGUUUGGUGACGACGCCCCCGCCAUCCUCCAGCAGCUCAGAGAACUCGUCGCCACAAAGAUUGCCAAAUAUGCCGUCCCGGAGCACUUCCUGGUGGUGAGGCGACUGCCGAAGACUCGCUCCGGGAAGAUUAUGAGGCGGAUCCUUAGGAAGGUUGCUAUGGAGACGACGGCUGACCUCGGCGAUGUGUCGACCCUGGACGAUCCGUCCGUGGUCAAGGAGAUCAUCGCGGCCCAUGAGCUCUACAGGAAGCAGAGACGAGGAGACGAGGAGAAGAAGAAGAAGAAGUAGGAACUUCCUGUCUGAGCUGUCGCCGCCGUUUUUUAAAACACGGGCAGGAAGUGGGCGGGGCCGAGCAGGCCCUCAGGCAUUCCUCAGGUCACUGUGCUCAGAAGCUCCUCCCACCUCGCUGCAGUUACCCACAAUCCCCUGCUCCUCUGAGUCCCCCACCAGGCUUCAUGUAAAAACACCAUAAAACAUUUGAACUUCACCUCCGGCGCUCAAGUUUAUCACACGAACACUGAAGGAGGGGCCUCUGUGGGCUCCUCCCACCUGAUGAGUCUGACCAAUCGGACACAAGCACAUUUACCUGCUGCAGCAGCCACCUGGUGGAGGAGACCGGUGAGAUCCAGGUUUGUUGUUUGUUUUCAGGAACGUGACGCAGCUCAUUUAUUGGUCCUCAGGUGACAUCAUGUUCCACCUGUCAGGUGUUCCUGUGCAGCGGCCAUCUUGGAUCUGAACGACCUCACAGGGCAGUCGAGCGCUUCUGUGUGUUUCAAGUUUUUAAAAAGGUUUCAUCACGUUUUAGUUUUAGAGACUAAACUCCAGUUUUAAUUAAAUUAAAUGAGAUUUAGAUCAAUUAGAUCAGGUCUGAUUUCUGACUUCAGAUCAGAUUUAUUUAGCUGAUUUCAGCUGAUUUAUUGACAGUUAAUGAUUCUUGUGUGUUGAACGUGCAGAAAUAAACUCUCACUACUGAACCUGAA
This is a messenger RNA of Micropterus salmoides (largemouth bass), 2131 nucleotides long. Its product is annotated as acetyl-coenzyme A synthetase 2-like, mitochondrial. The record is from RefSeq and is a predicted model, not a curated record. Lineage: Eukaryota; Metazoa; Chordata; Actinopteri; Centrarchiformes; Centrarchidae. Gene Ontology annotation, molecular function: acetyl-CoA synthetase activity. Gene Ontology annotation, cellular component: mitochondrion. Bases 9 to 1439 code for a protein of 476 amino acids. The transcript has 11 exons. Gene Ontology annotation, biological process: acetyl-CoA biosynthetic process.